Fonsecaea multimorphosa CBS 102226 is the source of this 384-nucleotide messenger RNA. RefSeq lists its product as uncharacterized. Gene Ontology annotation, cellular component: mitochondrial inner membrane; mitochondrion. Gene Ontology annotation, biological process: mitochondrial respiratory chain complex IV assembly. The coding region runs from base 1 to 384 and encodes 127 amino acids. NCBI's taxonomy places the organism in Eukaryota, Fungi, Ascomycota, Eurotiomycetes, Chaetothyriales, Herpotrichiellaceae. The transcript has 2 exons. The record is from RefSeq and is a predicted model, not a curated record.
AUGGUUGUUCGCAAAUUCCUCGAGCGCACGCUGCGCGGGACGAAUCUCGAGAUCUUCAAGUUCGGCCUCUACCUCUCCUUCCCCAUCGGCUACAUGUACUACUUCGGCACCAACCUGGAGAACCGCUUCGCGGUGCCGGGCUUCUGGCCCACGCCCGAACAAUCCCACAAAAUCCCCUACGACAAGGACGAGAUCCGCGCCGAGAUCGAGCGCCACCAGCGCGUCAUGCGCGAGCAGCGCGAGCGACGACAGCGGACUAUUACCACCGACGAAGCGGCGCUGGACCAGGCCAAGGUGGCUUUCGCCGCGCAGAGAUCCCGGAGUAGUAGUAGUAGCGAGGAGAGCGGCCAUGUGGGCGAGGACGAGCAGAAAGAGACUGUCUGA